Molecule: messenger RNA, 3766 nt
Organism: Amoebophrya sp. A120
Lineage: Eukaryota; Dinophyceae; Syndiniales; Amoebophryaceae
Source: the annotation of a GenBank genome assembly
UGCACGGUGUAUGCAUCCUGGGUGACAGGCAAGAAGGGAGAUGACGUGAGCAAAAGCAAGAAAGUUGUCUUGAUCGAGCGGGAGCUCAGCGAAUCGGGACUGACGUUCGGGAAAGAACAGCGGGCGUGCGUAACGGUUUCGCUCAAAGACGAGCUGCAGCGACUGCGCAAUCAUGGACGCGCGGAGGGUUUUCCCGAAGUCGACUCAAUUACGCGGAUGCGCCACGAGCUGCUUGACCGCGCAGAGGAUAUGGGUGUCCCGACGCAGCUUCGAGUCGUUCUGACAAAACGCGCGGAGCGUCGCCUCGCCUUGCUCAUGAGCAUGGCCACUGGGAAAGUACUUCUCAGUGAUACGCUCGAGGCUGCUCAGAAUAAGGACAUGCGCGGUGAGAAGAUCGUUGAGUUCAUGGCACAGCUGCUGAAACGUGACGAAGUACCAGCUUCGUACUUCGCUGAAGGUCAGGAGAUUCCAACGGCGGAUGAAAUUAGGUCGACGCUGAAAGAGCUGGACUCCCACGCAGACCAACUUGACAUCGGACAGACCUGCUUCCAGGACGCGGGGCAAAAGGUCAAGCGCGACGAUGUCUACGCGAUUUGCACACGAGUCCGGGGCACCGUUGGCGGCGAGACGCUCUUCACGAUAAUGGAUACGUACUACCGAAUAAGCAAAGAGAAGCACGCAACACAGCGCACGAGAGGGAUGUUCUUCAAGAAAGGCACCUCUAUUUUCUCCGACGAAAAAAGCAGAGUAGACGGAAGGCUUUGCAUUUGCAGCGACCGCGUUAGAAAGUUUUUGGCUAUUUUCGAGAUAGCGCGGAAGCCUCGGGAAGCUGGAACGAUUGAGCACUACAUGUCAAUUCCCCGGGAAAAUCGCAUGUACUGGCAAAGCCGGCUGGAGGCGUUUCUGAAGCUGGAAGGCCCAAAGAACGUUACAGAGGAAGUCCUGGGUGGUUUGUCCCAGGGCCAAUUCAAUGUCUCGUUGGAGGAGUUCACGAAGUUUUUCGACGGCAUUCAGCCGAUACGAAGCAGCGCGCUCCGACCGGCACAGGAGGGCUCCGGCGCGGAAUCGAACCUACUGCAGCGCUCCAUCGGAGAGCCGUCCGCUAAGCGUGCGAAGAAAGAAGCGCACGCGACGGGCGUACUAGUUGCACCUGCAUCUCCACUGCGCACCACCAGCGAGCCGAACAGGUCCGACGGCCCCAACGCGUGCUCUGCUAUUCCAGGUGCAAAGUUGGAGGAGCUUUGUGCUACUGUUGCAGGACUAGUUUCCGGCGGUAGACUGCCGACUCAGCUUGAGAAGCUGGCAACGCAGAGCAUCCAAAUUCGUGGACGAAGUACAACGCUCCGAGAGAUGUGGCAGCAGGAUGAGUUCGGAAACCGCGACCGCUUUCCUUUUCGGGGUGCAAAGCUGGAAGAUCUCUGUGUCACUGUUGCAGGACUGAUGUCCAGCGCGACACUGCCGCCUGAGCUUGCGAAGCUGGCAGCGCAGAGCAUCAGAAUUUGUGGACGGACUACGACGCUUCGGGAGCAGGUGUUGCAGCAGUUUGAGUCCGGAGACCCUAGCGCCGAUAGCAGUAGCUCGAAGAACACUGCUGGGGGCUCCAAAGGCACCGAAAGUGACUCGGCGGGACAAAAAGGUGAUGACGAAAGUAGUCUGCACUUGAGUGGGAUUCGAAGAUUGUUACUGGACUUCGGCGUUCUGCAAAAAACAACAACUACCUGGCUCUUGGCAAAGACGGAAAUAGUCCCUGACGCCACUAGUGAAGCUUGCAAGCUUCUGAUGCUCUUGUCCGCGCCCGUCGAUGCUGAAGGCUGUCGAAGUCGCGCUGUGGCGGAAUUUGCUCAAGCUUUAACAACGGCCAGCCUGAAAGUUUCUUUCGAAAAGCGCACGCCCCAGGAACUGUGGCGCGUUACAAAAGGCGUGGCGCUGGAAUAUUCAUGGAGUGGAAGUGGCGAUUCCUCGUACCUGGAACUUUCGGAAUGGCAGAGCGCUAUUCGCACUCUUGAGGAUCUUCCCCAUAUGGUACUCUCGGAUGUGUUGCACAAGCACGGCGAGAAGCACGGUGGUGCCGUCGGUUGCAGAUUAACCAAAUUGGAGAAAAAAUUCAAGGCCCAUUGUGAUUCCGGCAUGGAAGUCUGGUCGCGGUUUCAGUUGUGGAGAAGGUCCGAUACGGGUCGGACGAAGGAACAGCAGCAUACGUAUUUCGCUCUACGCGGUUGGCUAGUCGCUCUAGGUCUAGUUUCGACAACCGAGUAUAUUUACUGGGGCCGACUAGAGGACGCGUAUGAUGUAUCUGCAGGCCUGUUGCACUGCGUUAAGCUGCUGGACCGUGGUCUUCUGACGACUGGUGUUACAAAAUUGCUGCAGAAGUCUCGUGUGUCGCUUUCGGACGAAGCGCGUUGCUACGAACUGAUAGAUGAGACUAAAAGGCAGGUUGCUAAUCGUCUCCAAGCGUUGCAGACAGGGGUAGCUGGGAGGAAGCCGUUGAAUGGGAGGAAGGAGGUGAUGUUCGUAGCAGUCAGCAUGCUUUCUGACAUGUUGUCCGGGAAAUCAGUGCGUGCUAGUCCUAAUCGAAUACCAGUGCCAGACACUGUGCAUUCAAAACCUGUCACAGUUGCGGAAAGCUCACCACCAGCUCCGGCGCCAGCGGAAAGCGAUAGAAAGAGCCUUUCACUCGAACAAACCAUCAUGUUCCUUCGCGACACGUUCACUGCGAAGAACAAAAAAGGCGAGAACUCGGUGAAGGGAAAGGACCUGCGGCAAACCCGUGCCGGCGAAAGCAAAGUCAUGACGCAAAGCAUCACGUUUGGCGCGACGCGUGACUACUGCCAUGGAUGUACACUGACAAAGGACACGGCGAAGAUGAAAGCAGCCAGCGGGCGGCCGGUCUGUGUGCUGGUGAACGAGUUCUUCUGCCGCCUGCUUAACCAGAUCCAAACUGUUCGCCUCAAAGGGCAAGAAGCUGCUGUCCAGCCAAAUUCCAACCAGAAGUUUUCCUACAGUUCCGUCAACGUCUACAAAAACGCGUUCACCUACCCGCACCGGGAUAGUGGAAACAUCGGCGAUAGCUGCGUGAUCGCGAUGGGCGACUUUGUUGGUGGCGGCCUUUUCGUGCACGAUCCUGCACUGACGCUCAGCGACGUGAAGCACCGGGCUGAUUUGGCGCUAGUCCACGAGCCCGAGGACGGGCGGGUCGUUCGUUUGUUUGUUCCGAAGAGCAUCGUCGAGAGCCCCGCCGAGAAAACGCGCAUGUACGGCAAGGAGGAACGAUGGCCAAAAUUCUUUGGAAGCGCCCCCUGCGGCGGCAAGUACAUAAUCGGUCGCGAGUUCUGUGUCGAAAACACCCCCCGCCGCUUCGACGCGCGGGAGCACAUCCACGGGACUAUGCCGUUUGAAGGCGAGCGCUUUUGCUUGAUUUUCUUCACGCAUUCCGCGCUGCCGGGCCUGAGGACGCGGAAGAACCAGGGCGCAAACGCGCUGGCGGCGUUUUUGAUUGCUCUCGAGGAUCUCGGGUUUCCCGUCCCGCCCGCGCACGCGCCGCACUGGGAAGAUCUUGCGUCGACGGGUGGGGAUGUGGUGGAGCUGAGCAGCAGUGACGACGAGGGGGGUUUGUGAUGACGGCAAGAGCUGCGAUGUCUUCCCGGUGUUAGAAACUCGGACGCUCAUUGACUGUCAGGCUUGACGCUGAAUCGAGAGUGAAAAAUUGGAACCAGACGCGUCACCAUCACAACCAAGAGAAAGACUGUUCUCUUUCUGACCAGGCGGC